AUGGCUUCUUCCACGAUCCCAAAGACCAUGACCGGCAUCCUGGUCGAGAAAACCGGCGGUCCUGAAGUGCUCCAGUACAAGACCGACCUUGCAGUGCCCACGCCUAAGGAGGGAGAGAUUUUGGUGAAGAAUGAAUACACAGGAAUUAACUUUAUUGAUACAUAUUUCCGAACCGGUCUCUAUCCCUCCCCAAAGCCUGAGAUUCUUGGCCGCGAGGCCUCUGGAAUCGUCGUCGACGUCGGCCCCGGCGAGUCUUACUCGAUCAAAAAGGGUGACCGGGUCGUAUACCUCGGGACUAGCUCGUACGCCGAAUACACCGCUACGCCCGCCGCGAAGGCGAGCAUUGUGCCGGAGCAAAUCUCGUCCCAAGUUGCCGCAGCAGCACUACUACAGGGCCUUACUGCGCUGACGCUCGUGCGCGAGUCAUAUGCCGUCAAGAAAGGCGAUUGGAUCCUGGUGCAUGCCGCUGCGGGCGGCGUAGGCGGCUGGCUGUGUCAGCUGCUUCGCGCAAUUGGCGCGCGCGUCAUUGGCACCGCGAGCACCCAGGCAAAGCGCGACUUGGCCAAGUCUUUGGGCGCUGAGUUCUUGAUUGAUUAUACGACCGAGGAUCUAGUUGCCCGUGUCAAGGAAAUCACGGGUGGUCAGGGAGUUGCCGCGGUAUUUGACGGUGUAGGGAAGUCGACAUUCGAUGCCGAUUUGGAGUUACUCGCGCGAAAGGGAUCAUUGGUCAGUUUUGGAAACGCGUCUGGUGCUGUCCCGCCUUUUGCGAUUGCUCGACUCAGCGCCAAAAACAUCACGCUCCUACGACCCACUCUAUUCAAUUAUAUAGCCACCCGCGAAGAAUUCGACCAUUACGUCCAGGAGCUGUUCGGCUUCAUCAUCAAGGACAAGCUAAGUGUGGGCAUUCAUGAAACUUAUCCGCUCAAGGACGUUGCUCGAGCGCAGAUUGACUUGGAAGCCCGCAAGACGACUGGCAAAUUGCUAUUGCAGCCAUAA
Xylona heveae TC161 is the source of this 996-nucleotide messenger RNA. RefSeq names its product NAD(P)-binding protein. Lineage: Eukaryota; Fungi; Ascomycota; Xylonomycetes; Xylonales; Xylonaceae. The record is from RefSeq and is a predicted model, not a curated record. Gene Ontology annotation, cellular component: cytoplasm. Gene Ontology annotation, biological process: cellular response to oxidative stress. The coding region runs from base 1 to 996 and encodes 331 amino acids. The transcript is spliced from 4 exons. Gene Ontology annotation, molecular function: quinone reductase (NADPH) activity; zinc ion binding.